AUGGCACAACCCGGAGCAAUUCCAGAGUUGCCAGAGGCGGCCUCAAAGCCCCCCGAGGGUAUCGUCCUGCCACCAAAGGAUAUCAGAGCGAUCAUCGAGAAGACAGCAGGAUAUGUGGCUCGAAAUGGCCCCGUCUUUGAAGACCGCAUUCGCGAAAAAGAACAAGCGAACUCGAAAUUUUCCUUUCUUACGCCCAAUGAUGCCUAUGCGCCCUUCUAUCAAUGGCGACUGUCAGAAAUACGAUCAGGACGAGGAACUGCGGUUUCGGCAGGAAGAGCUGGGGAUGCCACCCCGGCUCCCGAAAAACCAAAAGGCCCAGAACCAUCUCCAGAGUUCGAGUUCAGUGCUCGGAUGCCGAAUAUCAGCGCUUUGGAUCUUGAGGUAGUCAAACUGACCGCUCUACAUGUUGCGCGCAAGGGGAAGAGCUGGAUGACGGCCUUGUCGCAGCGAGAAGCACGGAAUUACCAGUUUGACUUUCUGCGGCCUCAACAUUCGCUAUAUAAUUUCUUCCAGCGGCUGGUGGACCAAUACACAACCCUUCUGCAGACAGGACCAGAAGGCCAAAAGGCGGAACAGGCCCGUAUUCAAGUGCUUCAGGCCAACAUACAAGACCGCUUCCGCACACUCAACCUCGCAAAGAAGCGCUCGGAGUACGUGAAGUGGCAAGAGACUCAGAAGCAGAAGAAGGAAGAAGCAGAAGAGGCCGAGCGAUUGGAAUAUGCCCAGAUCGACUGGCAUGACUUCGUGGUUGUUGAGACAGUACUUUUCACAGAGGCGGACGAACAGGCCGAGCUCCCUCCCCCAACCACACUCAACGAUCUUCAGAGCGCCAGUCUGGAACAGAAGGCGAUGAUGAGUCUGUCUCGACCGGAUAUGCGUAUUGAAGAAGCCAUGCCUACCGAUGACAUGAACGGUUAUGCCUACACAGGAAGCUACAGCGAAGCCUAUGCGCAUCCGCAACCGCAGCCACAAAACAAUGGAUGGGCUCCUGAAGUACCAGUGCACACGUACGCGCCAUCGCCGAUGCCGUCCCAACCUUCGCCUGCACCCGCUGCCGCUGUGCCCUCACCAAACAUCCUCCCCCCGGCUACUGUCCCAGCUCCUCGACCACCGCCAUCGACAGCGUCUCCGGUCCCGGGCCAGCCUCCCAUGCGUAUCAAGUCCGACUACGUUCCGCGGGCACAACAACGUGCGGCCCGCGCCGCAACAGCGCUGUGUCCGAACUGCGGCCAACAAAUCCCUGUUGCAGAGCUUGACGCGCAUUUGCGCAUUGAAUUGCUCGAUCCGCGCUGGAAGGAGCAGCAAUCCAAAGCUGCCUCGCGAUUCUCGACCACCAACCUGGGCGGCACCGAUGUCGCCGCGAACCUGAAGCGUCUGCGCGCCAAGACCGACGGCACUGGGUCAUCCGCCGACCCUGUGGCCGAGGCGGCAGCAAGGGUGCUGGGCGAGCAGGAAGAUGAAGAGAGGCGCAAGCGCAUGCGCAUGGACGGUGCCGGCGACCCUUCAAACCCUGCCACGUAUCCGGGCUCUGGUGCUGGUACUCCACAGCAGCCACCGCCGAAUGUGCAAGAGCAGAUUCGCCAGAUCCACAACAAGUACAAAUCGUGA
Messenger RNA from Capronia coronata CBS 617.96, 1608 nucleotides. RefSeq lists its product as uncharacterized. Gene Ontology annotation, biological process: mRNA cis splicing, via spliceosome; regulation of alternative mRNA splicing, via spliceosome. Lineage: Eukaryota; Fungi; Ascomycota; Eurotiomycetes; Chaetothyriales; Herpotrichiellaceae. The record is from RefSeq and is a predicted model, not a curated record. Gene Ontology annotation, cellular component: catalytic step 2 spliceosome; U2 snRNP; U2-type prespliceosome. Gene Ontology annotation, molecular function: RNA binding. Bases 1 to 1608 code for a protein of 535 amino acids. The transcript has a single exon.